AUGGAUAACACUCCCAUACAUCAUCCAGUCCCGGCUUUGAUAGCCUUUUUGGUCAUCUUAUAUCGGAUCUGUCUGAUCAUCUACAGGACAAAAUUCCACCCUCUUUCACGCUUCCCAGGCCCAGUGUUAGCUGCAUCCACCUCCUUGUACUCUCAUUAUUUCAAUUUUAUCCGAGGCGGGAACUUUAUCAGACAGCUUGAGUAUCUGCAUGACACGUACGGCCCGAUAGUGAGAACGCACCCAAAUGAGCUUCACAUCCGCGACAUAGAGGCUUUUGACACCGUCUUCAAAGUUGGAAGUCGCUUUGAAAAGGAUCCUAGAUUUUAUGGCUUUCCCUUCGAGGGCUCUCAUUUUAACAUGGUGACAUUAAAGCAGGCGAAACCUAGGCGUGACCUACUCCAACCUCAACUGUCAAGAAGAGCCAUUAAUAGGGCCCAAAACAUACUCGAGAUGUCAGUCUGGAAAUUUAUCGAUCUUCUUGAAUGCCGCAGAGCCAAAGGCCAGACUAUUGAUUUGUCUCUGGCUUACCGUUGUGUUACAGCUGAUAUGUUCCUUGGGUACGCAUUCAACAGGCCACUUGAAGCCCUUAACUGCCCGGACUUCAAAUAUUCCCCAGCAAUGCACAUGGAUGCGGCACUAGUUGCAUCAUUUCUGGCGAAAAAUUUUCGGUUUUCCUUCACACUAUUAUGGAAGGUGGAUUGCAAAAAGAUGAUUUUAGAUCUUAGGAAGCGGAAAGAAAAUGAUGAGAUAAUGCAUCCGACAAUGCUAGAUACAUUGAUCGAUCCCGCUGAAAAACAGUUGGGACCUUCGCUUUCGAUUAGCACACUUACUGCAGAAGCUAUUGUGCUCUUAUUUGCUGGGGCAGAGGCUACUUCCCUAACCCUUAUACUCGGCACAUUUCAUAUUUCGAAAGAUCGCAAUAUGCUUACGAAGCUUCAAGACGAGCUUUCGAAGGUGAUGAUCGAUAAACGGACACUCCCUUCCCUGGACAUUCUGCGGGGACUGCCGUACCUUACUGGCGUUAUUAAAGAGGCGUUACGAUUUUCUCAUGGCGCUCCAGGAAAGUUGCCACGGAUUACACCUGAUGAAGGAGCAACGCUUUGUGGACAAUGGAUUCCACCAAAGACACCCGUAUCACUCAGUCAUUGGGUGUACCACUAUGACUCGAGAGUCUUUUCAGAUCCAGGGGCAUUUAAUCCAGAACGAUGGAUUAAUGAUCAAAAUGGGGACUUGGAUAGACAUUUAUUAUCCUUCUCUAAAGGUUCUCGCUCUUGCAUUGGUAUCAAUCUCGCUUAUGCCGAACUUUAUUUGUUGUUUGCUUCGUUUUUUAGAAACUAUCGGCCCACUCUCAAUGGAACGAAUGAUCAAGACAUGGAAGUUCGUGAUUACUAUGCUCCGAUGUGCAAAGGCCAUCUACGAAUAGUCAUAGAUGAAUAG
Trichoderma virens Gv29-8 is the source of this 1437-nucleotide messenger RNA. RefSeq lists its product as uncharacterized. Gene Ontology annotation, molecular function: monooxygenase activity; heme binding; iron ion binding. Lineage: Eukaryota; Fungi; Ascomycota; Sordariomycetes; Hypocreales; Hypocreaceae. The transcript is spliced from 6 exons. The coding region runs from base 1 to 1437 and encodes 478 amino acids. The record is from RefSeq and is a predicted model, not a curated record.